Plasmodium relictum is the source of this 1476-nucleotide messenger RNA. RefSeq names its product peptidyl-prolyl cis-trans isomerase, putative (gene CYP52). Bases 1 to 1476 code for a protein of 491 amino acids. NCBI's taxonomy places the organism in Eukaryota, Apicomplexa, Aconoidasida, Haemosporida, Plasmodiidae. Gene Ontology annotation, cellular component: catalytic step 2 spliceosome. Gene Ontology annotation, biological process: protein peptidyl-prolyl isomerization. The transcript has 8 exons. The record is from RefSeq and is a predicted model, not a curated record. Gene Ontology annotation, molecular function: peptidyl-prolyl cis-trans isomerase activity.
AUGUCAGAAGUUUAUAGUAUUGAACCGAAAACAUCAGGAAAAGUAAUUAUAUAUACUAGUUUGGGCGAAUUAGAAGUUUUACUUUUUAGCAAUGAAUGCCCAAUAGCUUGUAAAAAUUUUAUUCAAUUAUGUUUAAAUAAUUAUUAUAAUAAAAAUAAAUUUUUUCGAGUUAUACCAAAAUUUUUAAUUCAAACUGGAGAUCACACAAAUACUGGAUUACAUAAUGAAUAUGCUUUUAAAGAACCAUUUCAAAAUGAAUACAAUAGUAGGCUAAAAUUUCUAUACUGUGGGUGUUUAUCUUUUGCUAAUUUAAAUAUAGACAAACCAUCUAAUGGUAGUCAAUUUUUUAUUACACUAGAUAAGGUAGAAUAUUUAAAUAAUAAAAGUACAUUGUUUGGGAAAGUAGCAAAACACAGUAUUUAUAAUUUACUAAAAUUUAACAACAUAAAAACUAAUAAAAAUGAUGAACCCAUAGAGGAUAUUCCAUAUAUUGAAUAUAUAAAAAUUAUUGAAAAUCCGUUUCACCAUUUGGUUCCAUAUAUUAAUUAUGAAGACAAUUUAAAAGACAAUAAAUCAAAUACAAAAUAUGAAGAUUUAAAAAGAAAAGAAAAAAAGCAACUAAAAUAUAAUCUACUAUCAUUUAAUUACAAUAUCAGUGGUGUAGACGAAGGAUCUGAAAAUGAAGAAGAAGAAAAUGAAAAGGAGAAAAGCGGAGAAGAAAAAGAGAAAAAGGAGGAAAAUGAAGAAAAGAUAAACAAAGAGAAAAAUAAAGAAGAAAAGAAUGAAAAAGAGAAAAUUAAUAAAAAAAAAGAAACAGGAAAAAAAAAAGAAGAAAAAAAUGAAGAGGAGAAAAGUAUUGAUAAAAAAAGUUUAGAUAACACAAGUUCAAAAUAUGAAAUUGAAAUUAAAAAAAAUAAUAAAGCAAAUGACUUUAGCAGGCAUAGUAAUGAAUUAAAAAAAAUAAAUGCCAAUCAAUUUGAUACAAAAAAUGAAAAUGAUAAUCCAUCGUUGAUAAAUAAAAAAAAAGAUGAAGAGUCAAAAAUAGAAAAAAUUAAUAUAUUAAAAAAAAGGACAAACACUAUAGAAGCAGCAUGCAAUAAGAAAAAUAAAAAUCCAAGAAGUAUAAAUGAACUUGCUGAUUUAAAUGAAGUAUAUUUAAAGAAUAUGAAAAAAUAUAAAAAAAUGUCUAAAACAGAAAGAGAAAAAUUGUCUUUAAAAAAAUUAGAAGAGUUUGAUAACAGAUUAAAAGGUCUUUUUUUAAACAGCGAAAAAAACAAUGAGUCUAUGAAUCAUGAUUGGUUAAAUACUGAUGGAUUAAAAUUUUAUGUAGAUUCUUUAAAUGCUUAUGAAUAUGAAGACAUUAAAAAAAAUGUGGUAGAUUCAUUGGAAACUGAGAAAAAAAAAAGUUAUGACUCUGAAUUUAAUAUGCGAAAAUAUAUAAAACAAAAGAAUGAAGAUAAAGAACUUUUUAAAUAG